This is a messenger RNA of Osmia bicornis bicornis, 3591 nucleotides long. RefSeq names its product cytochrome b5 reductase 4. The record is from RefSeq and is a predicted model, not a curated record. Gene Ontology annotation, cellular component: endoplasmic reticulum. Bases 738 to 2357 code for a protein of 539 amino acids. The transcript has 11 exons. Gene Ontology annotation, molecular function: heme binding; oxidoreductase activity. NCBI's taxonomy places the organism in Eukaryota, Metazoa, Arthropoda, Insecta, Hymenoptera, Megachilidae. Gene Ontology annotation, biological process: superoxide metabolic process; generation of precursor metabolites and energy.
UAUAUCGGUCCGCGUGUUUCGGUGCAGUACCUUCCAGUCCACCAACGCCGGAUCAACGUUUCAUCCUGUUGUUUAUCGCGCGAUCACGUUUCCAUCUUCUUCAAAACAUUAUCACACUUCGUCUCGAUCUGAUCACCUUCGUUAUUGAUCAACAAUCUGGAGCAACCAGAGUCGUCCAAAAUGAUUGUCAAACGUGCACGUAUCUAGUUGAUAGAUUAAUACAUCGUCUUUCCUAAAUAACAAUUUGUAUAUUAAAAUUGUUAUCAAAGACAAAAUUUAGUGAUUAGUUAAAUUGAGACACUUGGGGAAUAGUUUUAAGUUAUAAUGAAGUGACUAUUGCGUUGUUUGGAAUAACAGAUACAUGUUGUGCUUCAUAUUUAAUUUAUUGUUUUUUAAAAUUGUUAUGUAAGACAGGAUUUUAGUGAUAUUAGAAAUUCAAAGUUAUAAUUCAGUGAACUUUGUUUGAGGAUCAAGAACUAUAUGUAUAGGAAGGUAUAGAAUGGUACAUCAGAUCUUCAGAAUAAUAGUUACUCUAUGUAUUUCAUGUUCCAUUUGUACUUUGAAAUAGUGUUUGAUUAAGUUAAGAUAAUUGAGUGAAGAGGACCAAUUUAGUUUAUGUGUUGUUUAGAAUGAUUUCAAGGAUAGAUAAAUCCUAUAUAUGAAGAUUUUCCAUAUCAACAUUGUUUUGUAUAGGAGGAUGGUUAAAAGUCUGGGGAAGGUGACGUUUCGAUGAGAAAAUGCCACGAUGCUGCGGCGCGUCUUUGGUUUCCGUCAUGGACGGCGACGGGUCUCCGCCGAGUCUCAGUUUGCAGAUUCAGGACGGAAAUCCCCGAAAUAAAACAGCUUUAGCACCCGGUCAUAGUUUGAUGGAUUGGAUUCGAUUAGGUAAUUCGGGGGUCGAUUUAACCGGUGUUGGUGGAGUUCCACGUGUUGUAACAUUGUCUGAAUUAGCAAACCAUAAUAAACAAAAUGAUGCUUGGAUUGCUAUUAGAGGUAUCGUAUUUAACGUGACUCGUUACAUGGAUUUCCACCCAGGAGGAAUCAGCGAGCUGAUGAGAGGCGUCGGUAAAGAUGCCACAAAACUAUUCGAAAACGUGCACGCUUGGGUCAACUAUCAGAGCAUCCUUCAGAAGUGUGUGGUUGGAAGAUUGAGUCGUAGCGGAGGGAGCAACAACAGCAACAACAAUAGCAGUUCAUCCUCAUCAACAGAGAACGUUGUGUCAAAUACGACCAAUUGUUCCUUAACCAAGUUGGACCUGAUCAAAAGUUGCACGACUAGCAAUGCUAAUCAAGAAAACUUGCCAGAGGAUAACCCGUCGAAUGUAAAGAUGGAUUGGAGGCAGACAUCCAAUUCGAUCACUCUUUUCUAUCACACGGUGCGCGACUAUCCAGGUGUGUGUUAUCAGCUGCGAAGGAUAAGCGACUCGAAAUUGGUUUUCAAAUUGUUUUUCGAGAGGGACAUCAUCACCCACGAAGUCGAUUUAGCGGCGGAUAUUGAAUGGCCGCCGUUGUGCAAGAGGAACCUUGACACAAUGGAGGUAGACUUUACUUUUACAAAGAAGAAGAAGGAAAUAUGGAAAACCUUAGGCAGUCACACCAUUUCCAGGGAGACUAAUACCAGUAGUCGAAUAUACAAAGAGUAUGAAGUACUUGCGAAUAUACCUCUCUCUAAGUUAGUUCACUUAUUAGUCGUGCGAGCUAAAGACUACCUGGAAUUAGUGCCCAUUGGUAGACACGUAGAAGCUAAAAUGAGUGUGAUGGGAAUGGAAGUAUCGCGAUCGUACACGCCUGUCCCACCGUGCCUUCAUCCGGACGACAUGGCGCCGAGUUACAGAUCCGAUUGUUUGUGUCUGAUGAUCAAGAAGUACCCGAACGGCGCGCUUAGUCCGUCCAUAACCGCCCUUCAAAGUGGCCAAACCUUGAUGCUGAGCAAUGCUUUAGGUGCCUUCGUAGUAGAAUCCUUUGAUCGCUACUCGGUGAUUCAUAUGCUUGUCGGUGGCACUGGCUUGACAGCGAUGCUUGGCAUCGUUCAGCGAGCCUUGGCCAGGCGCAUUGUAAAGACCAUAAACCUGCUGAACUUCAACAAAGACGAAGAUAAUAUGUUCUAUGUGGUACAACUGAAAAAAGCCAGUGCAGAUAAAAAACUGAAAGUCACACAUAUCCUCUCGCAAGCCGGAAGUACGUGGACAGGAAAACGCGGAACGAUAUCAGAUGAUUUAUUAAAAGAAUUAGUCGGGGAGCAUUCCCCUGAUGCGUGUGUUUUCACAUGUGGUCCUCCGGGAUUCAUUCAUUUUGCCAGAAAGUCGCUUCAGAAGCUGGACUGGAAACCCUAUCAGAUGCACGAUUUCGACGAUUAAACAAUUAAUUCUCUUUUGAUACUAAAUUCCAGAAUAUCAAUGAAGUCGUGGAAAACUGAAACAAACAAUUAUGUAUGGUUCUAUCGAAGGUUUAUUAAUCAGCCUUUUGGAUACUUUUACUCCUAUUUCCGCCCACAAUGUCACAUUCAAUGGUAAAUGAUCGAAAACAUAAUUAUCUUAAUUUUGAACACAGAGAUAUUUGAUUAAAAAAAAGGUCUUGUAAAUAAAUAACAGAAUUAAAUUCUGGUACUCAAGGUAUUUUGUAACAUUUUUUAAUUCUACAGAAUUGUAAUUCUAUGUGAACUUUUCAAAUUCCUUUGACGCUUCUCAAUGCAUACGAAUUGUCAUUUUUAAACGCAAUACAGAAGAAAAUCUCGUGUAAAUUUCUAUACGACUUAGUGUCGAUAGGCAUUACCAAUUUGUACCAUAUCUGCGAGUUUCAAAGAAACAAAUAGGAGUAAGGUUGCAAGUACAUUGGCUAGUGAUAAAGCAUUGUCAUAUCAUUGUUUUCUCAGCCAUAAAGCAAUGAAUUUUAAACAAAAGGGAAAGGUAAUCAAUUUAGAACAACUUUUAAAACAACGUGAUCAUCUGCCAAUGUAGUGGCAGCACAAGGAUCUUAAAAGAAAGUACUCGGAUUCUAAGUAUCCAGCUUUCUAUGCGAGAACAAAUUAUUUUUGCAAAAAUAGUCUUUUAGCACCUGGAGAACUGUGUAUUUUUAACUAUUUAUCAGAGAGUACUUCACCUAAAGACAACAAUUCAAACCUUCAUAUUCUGUGUUAUAUAAAAUGAAACAUCAAUUUAUUUUUUGAACUUUAGUGAUGAGAAUUCUUAAAAAACAUUUUGGCUUUUUCUAUUUAAAAUGGAAAACGCGUGCUAAAUCAAUAUAAUGAAAGGUGAAACUUUUUGAAACAAUAGCAACAACAGUGUGGCCUAAUUAGAAAAGUGUAUUAAAUUUAACAGGAUCAGCCUUUUUACUAUUGUAGGGAUCAUUAAAUUCUCGAUGUACAGGUAGGAAGUAUUAGAGAAUCCUUUUAAAGUAUUUUGAUCAAUUAAAUAUCAUUCCAUUGAUAAGCUGGUGAAUGAUUGAUAUAAAUGAGAUUUGUUUUUUUUUAAAUGCAUUUUUAAGUGUGGACCACUUAGUGUAUUUAAGUAUGUACAUGUUAAAUACGCCUAUGUGUAUGUAUAUGUGUGUACAUAGUUGUUACCAGAAAUAAAUGAACAUUUGAUGGCCUUA